This is a messenger RNA of Amborella trichopoda, 2078 nucleotides long. RefSeq names its product Major facilitator superfamily protein. Gene Ontology annotation, molecular function: dipeptide transmembrane transporter activity; tripeptide transmembrane transporter activity. Gene Ontology annotation, biological process: transmembrane transport; dipeptide transport. Gene Ontology annotation, cellular component: membrane. NCBI's taxonomy places the organism in Eukaryota, Viridiplantae, Streptophyta, Magnoliopsida, Amborellales, Amborellaceae. The record is from RefSeq and is a predicted model, not a curated record.
CUUUGCUGCCCCAACUCGCCUCUUCUUCCAACUUAGAGCGAGAGACCUCUUCUUCCACCUUCUAGAGAGAGAGAGAAUAUUCAUAAGAAGCCUUUCUUCCACCUUAACCUUAUAGACCAGAAGAGAGAAGCGUGACACAGCUGCACUUUCAACUUAGAGAGAGAAAGAUGGAAACUACCAAAGGAUACACACAAGAUGGCACAGUCGACCUCCGAGGCCGUCCAGUCGUCGCGUCGAAGACCGGAAGAUGGCGAGCCUGCGCUUUUCUAGUAGGUUACGAAUCAUUUGAGAGGAUGGCCUUUUAUGGAAUUGCUUCCAAUUUGGUGGUUUAUUUGACAACCCAACUUCACGAGAACACCAUAACUUCGGUUCGAAACGUUAACAACUGGUCCGGUUCGGUGUGGAUGACACCGAUUCUUGGAGCUUACAUCGCCGACUCUUUUUUGGGUCGUUAUUGGACCUUCACAAUUUCCUCUCUAAUUUACGUCAUGGGAAUGGUGUUCUUGACUCUGGCUGUCUCUCUAAGAUCCCUAAAGCCAUCAUGUGUCCAAGGAGUAUGCAACAAAGCCUCACCCCUACAAGUCUCCUUCUUCUACUCUGCCCUUUACAUUAUAGCCAUUGGGGCGGGGGGCACUAAGCCCAAUAUCUCAACUUUUGGGGCUGACCAAUUUGAUGAUUUUGACCCUCAUGAAAAGAAGCUCAAGGUCUCAUUCUUCAAUUGGUGGAUGUUUAGUGCAUUUACAGGCGCAUUAUUUGCAAACUUAGGGUUAGUUUAUAUCCAAGAUAACUUAGGUUGGGCACUAGGGUAUGGGAUCCCCACAAUUGGCUUGUUGUGCUCCUUGUUCCUAUUCUAUGUAGGUACACCAAAUUAUAGGCACAAACCUAGGAAAACCAAUAAUCCAACAAGAAAUAUUUUUAGGGUUAUCGCUAGGGCCAUUGCAAAUCGACGGUUGGAAUUGCCCCAAGAGGUGAACAAGCUUCAUGAGCUCGAGCCACAAGAUUACAUGAUUGCUGGGCGAAGGCAGCUUUGCUACACUGACCGUUUCAGGUUCUUGGACAAGGCAGCUAUAGCAGAAGGCAUCACUGAUAACUCAAAGGUCUGUACUGUGACCCAUGUUGAGGAAACUAAGCUAGUGGUGGGGAUGGUGCUUGUAUGGCUGGGGACCAUGGUCCCUAGUACCAUCUGGGCUCAAAUAAACACUCUCUUUGUAAAGCAAGGCACCACUAUGGACCGUAGUCUGGGGUCCGGUAACUUUCAAAUCCCGGCAGCUUCACUAAGUGGAUUCGUGACCCUCUCCAUGCUCAUCGCCCUCCCUAUCUACGACCGCUACCUCGUUCCCUACCUUCGUCGCAAGACCGGAAACCCCCGAGGCAUCACUCUCCUACAGAGACUAGGGAUUGGGAUAGUCUUCCAAAUCAUAGUCACCAUUGUGGCUUAUUUCAUUGAGGUGAGGAGGUUGGAUGUUAUCAAGAAAGAAGGGACUAGUGGGGCUAAAGACAUAGUCCCCAUGACCAUAUUUUGGCUUCUCCCACAAUACAUUUUGUUGGGGAUUGCUGAUGUGUUCAAUGCAGUUGGGUUGCUUGAGUUCUUCUAUGAUCAAUCACCAGAGGAAAUGCAAAGCUUGGGGACAACCUUCUUCACUAGUGGAAUAGGGAUUGGGAAUUUUUUGAAUAGCCUCUUGGUAACUUUGGUGGAUAAAGUGAGUAGCAGGGGGGGGAAAAAGAGUUGGAUUGGGAACAAUUUGAAUGAUUCACACUUGGACUAUUAUUAUGCCUUUCUCACAGUGUUAUCAGCAUUAAAUUUGGGGAUAUUUGUGUGGGUGGCAAGAAAGUACAGGUAUAAGAUGGAGGUGGGCAGCAUGGCUGAAGGCAAGGACCCUUGUAUCCAAAUGGAGGGGAACAGUGUGACUAAGAUGGAGGGGAUGUUUGUGACCACAUCAUCCUCAGGGUUGCAAGUAUGAGAGCGAGAGAAAGAGAGGAUAUUAGUGUUUGGCAUUUCACCAACUUUGUGUAUAUCCAUUUAUAACGUUGGGGUUUAUUUCCAAAGCAAUGCAAAAUUCUAGCCCUUUUCUCUAUGA